This is a messenger RNA of Symbiodinium necroappetens, 155 nucleotides long. The record is from the annotation of a GenBank genome assembly. Lineage: Eukaryota; Dinophyceae; Suessiales; Symbiodiniaceae.
GAGAUCCUCCGCUACCUCCUCCGAGUCACUCCUGUAGUCACCGAGGAGUACCUCACAUUCUGUCACACACUCGUGGGCUGUUCUCUCAGAGACACAGCGUCUGGAGAGGUGGUCAAGGUGUUGUCUUUCGAGCUUCUGCUCACCGACUGUCCUGU